AUGUCUGAAAGCAGGGCUGUCCACACAUGCAUGCACACGAAGACCAAGAGGGAUCAGAAUUCCGAGAGCUGUGACUCAUCAUCACGUGACAGUUGCUUUUUGUACGUGUCUCUUUUGGAAGUAUGGUCAGUCUCGUUGGGUUGUUCAGCUCGUCCAGCUGAGGCGUUGACCAGUGUUCUACCAGCAGAAGUGCCGGGCUGCCACUACGACCAGACUUCCACAUCGAAUGCCCUGCUGGCACAGCUGCAGAGUUCCGAGCGAGGCUCACAGACUGACAAUGCUGCAUGCCGCAUCCUUGAUGCUGCUGAAACACUGCGAAGGGAGCGAGCGCUUCUCGAAGUUGAAGAGCUGAACAAGACACUGGUGACGACCCGUGCUUCAAUGCAGGGUCUGGUUUCAGAGUUGAAAAAGGCAGUAUCCGUUUCCGAAGGCAGUCUGGUGGAGGCCCAUGUUGACCUUCAAGUCGCUAGGGGAGAAAUCCAGAAGCUGAAAAAGGCAAGGUCUUUGUCGCGCAACAAGUUGUCAGCAGCUGAGAUGGCACUGCGGCAACAGCAGGCGGAGUGUCGCAACCUUUCCGACGACUUGCGCGCCCGAGAUGAGCUGCUGCUUUCACUGCGCAGGGAGCUGACUGUCUCUGAGGAGCUCCACAAGGCUGCAGUGGCGAACAUUGCUGAAAGUGAGACGAAGCGGCAGGCACUUGAGCUGGCCAAUGCAGCACUCAGGACCGAGUAUGAUGCAUGCUGUGCUCUGAGGGAGGAGAUACUUGCACAAAACGCAUGCUGCAUUUGCAUGCAGGCUGUGCGCAGAGUAGUUUUGCUGCCCUGCACGCACUUUGCACUGUGCGUGGCAUGUGCAGAACAGCUCCCCAGAUGCCCUCUCUGCAGAGUGCCUAUUGAGCAUGCAAUUCCAACAAUUUUGCCUUGA
This is a messenger RNA of Symbiodinium pilosum, 924 nucleotides long. The record is from the annotation of a GenBank genome assembly. NCBI's taxonomy places the organism in Eukaryota, Dinophyceae, Suessiales, Symbiodiniaceae.